CACCCAUUUUUUUGGGUCUAAUGUAUGUUCUAAAUUACUAUUAUUAGAGAUCUUAAAAAAAAUUUCCCAAUAAAAUUUAAUUUAAUUUUUUUCAAAAAAUAUAUAGAUCAAAAAGAAUUUGUAGCAUAAAUUCCAAUUCCUGCGUAGAAGAAGAAUUCCUCUGUAUUUGCUCUCUCCCUCGCUCCGGAAUUCUAGAGAGAGAAACACCAAGCCCUCCCAAACGCCUCUUCUCUCUCACAUUGCCAUUAUUUGAACAACACAAAUACAGUUUGAUUUGAUUUUAGGAGCUCUUCGCAAUUUUCGUUCCUCUCUCUCUACCAGAAAGCAUCAACGGAUCUGGACUUGGGUACCUUCUUGGGUUCAAUUCGAUCAGCAGGACGCAAAGAAAAUUUGAAGUCUCCCUGUUGAAGUGAAUUUUUGCAUAGUAGAAUAAAGCUGCAAUGAAGAAGGCCUUUGAUCAAACAGUUCGGGACAUUAAGAGGGAGGUGAAUAAGAAAGUUCUUAAAGUUCCUGGAGUAGAACAGAAGGUUCUUGAUGCUACUAGCAAUGAGCCUUGGGGUCCUCAUGGAUCUCUUCUUGCUGAUAUUGCGCAGGCUACUAGAAACUAUAAUGAGUACCAGAUUAUCAUGGUGGUAAUCUGGAAGCGUAUAAAUGAUACUGGCAAGAAUUGGCGGCAUGUCUACAAGGCUUUGACUGUUUUGGAAUAUUUGGUUGCCCAUGGGUCAGAUCGUGUCAUAGAUGAAAUCAAGGAACAUUCAUAUCAAAUAUCGACAUUGUCCGAUUUUCAAUAUAUUGAUUCCGGUGGAAGGGACCAGGGAAGCAACGUUAGAAAGAAAUCUCAGAGUCUUGUGGUUCUUGCGAAUGAUAAAGAGAGAAUACAAGAAGUGCGACAGAAGGCUGCUGCUAACAGGGACAAGUUUCACAACGCAUCAAUGGGUGGUAUGCAUAGGCAUGGAUCAUAUUCGAGUACAGGAGGAUAUGAUGAUGACCACUGCGGAAGCAGAGAUGAUGACCGCUACGGAAGCAGAGAUGAUGACCGGAAUGGUCAUGGGAGAGAAAGAGAAUAUAGGGAUGAUGAUCGUUAUGGUAGGUAUGGGGACUCAUAUGGUCGUGAUGGAGAACGCCAUAGUAGAGAUUCUGAUGAACGCUAUGGCAGAGAUGGUUAUAGGGAUGAUGAUUCCCGGGGAAGAAGUCGAAGCAUUGAUGACUCUCAGUAUGGCUCGAGAAGUAGGAGUGCUAACAGAGAGAGGGACUGUACUUAUGGAGAUGAUGGUCAAUAUUCAGCUAGCAGAGGCAGUGGUGCUAAGGCUGAUGAUCAUUCUCAAGAAGGAAGUUUUUCAGGCAGGCCGCUUGAACGGAAAUAUUCUGAACAAAAUCUUGGUGCCCCUCCUAGUUAUGAAGAGGCUGUGAGUGAGGCUCGUAGCCCUGUUCAGGGUGAAAGGGUCGGAGAAACUCCAGCUGCAUCUGCUCCCAAAACAUCUGUUCCUCCUGUAACCGCUAGUCCCCAAGCAAUCCCUGUACCCGACAUGUCUGCUUCUUCGGCUCAUGCUCUGGAUCCUGCUUCCCCUCCUGCUCCUGCUCCUGCUCCUGCUCCUGCUUCUCCUCCUGCUCCUGCUCCUGUAAACCAGCAAGUUAAUGGCUUUGACGAAUUUGAUCCACGCGGUUCAUUUUCAGCUGCCCCAACUACCUCAAAUGGUGAUGAAUUUGACCUACUUGGCUCUUUAUCAGAGUCAUUUUCCUCCAAUCCAUUGGCCAUCAUGCCAAAUACAGCUGAAGCUAAUGCCCCAGCAGACUUCAGCUCUGCACCUACAUUUGCAGCCACACCGUCAGCAUCCACUGUCACAAAUCAGCCUUUUGAAGAUCCAUUCGGCGACGGUCCAUUUAGGGCUCUCCCUUCUACCGAUGGUGUCACAGCUCCACCCCCGACCCACAAUAUUUCUACUACAUCUUCAUUCGAUCCUAUUGCCAAUCAAAGUUCUGAACUUACCCAACCAUUUGGCGACACUUUUCCUGGCAUGUCUCCAGAUGCUCAACUUCUUUCAACAAAUGCACAAUUCUCACCCCCGGAGGUUGAUAUUUUAGCAGAUAUUCUCCCCCCGUCGGGACCUUCACAGACAGGUUUUCCCGUUCAAGCCAGCCAGCCUGCAUCAAUGGUGGGUUUUUCAGCUCAAGCUGCCCAAGCUGCACCACAAACAAGUUUUACAUCUCAAACUGGCCAACCUCACUUGCAUACUAGUUUUUUGGCUCAAGCCCUACCCACAUCACAGACUGGUUUUGUCGGCCAGCCUGGACGACUGACAGGUUUUUCGGCUCAACCUGAUCCCUUAACAGGUUUUUCAGGUCAAAUGAGCUCUGCAUCACACACAGGUUUUCCGUGCCCAAGCCCUUCUCAACCUGCACAGCCAGGUGCUAAUUUUUAUGGGAACUUUCUCCAACAGCCGGGAUCUACAGCUCCAGCAGCUCCACACAUGGUGGCUUCUCAAACUACUGCUGUCCCAACCGCACAGUACAACACUGCAAACUUCCUUCCCCAAACCAAUCCUGCAGUAACUUCACAAAUGGCUCCACAAGCUCCAGGUGGACCAGCAGUGCAGCAGCAUAACAAUGAUGUCCUGGGGGGUAACUUCCUUCCACAAGCACAGCCAACUGCUACCGUGACCUCUCAGCCUGCUCUUACACCUUCAACAGGAUCGCUUGCUAUAGUUCCUCAACAACCAGACAAGAAGUUUGAGCCCAAGUCUUCAGUUUGGGCUGAUACCCUGAACCGAGGGCUAGUUAAUUUUAAUAUAUCUGGACCUAAAACAAAUCCACUGGCAGAUAUCGGAAUCGACUUUGAAGCCAUGAACCGUAAGGAAAAGAGGAUGGAGAAACAGCCUACAACGGCUACCGUGACAUCAACUAUUACCAUGGGUAAAGCUAUGGGAUCUGGUUCUGGGAUAGGUCGCGCUGGUGCAAAUGCCCUCAGGCCUUCACCAAAUGCCAUGGUCGGUUCUGGCAUGGGCAUGGGUAUGGGUGGUGGACCUGGUGCAGGCAUGGGUGUGGGUGGUGGUCCUGGUGCAGGUAUGGGUAUGGGAAUGGGUGGUGGUCCAGUUGCAGGUAUGGGUGGUGGCCCUGGCCCAGGUAUGGGUAUGGGAAUAGGUGGCAACCCUAGACCGGGCAUGGGUCUGGGAAUGGGUGGUGGCCUUGGGCCAGGCAUGGGUAUGGGUAUGGGAAUGGGAAUGGGUGGUGGCCCUGGGCCAGGCAUGGGUAUGGGAAUGGGUGGUGGUGGUGCCGGUCCAGGCAUGGGUAUGGGAGGCUAUGGAGGAAUGAAUCAACCCAUGGGUAUGGGGGGCUAUGGAGGAAUGAACCAACAACCCAUGGGGGGUAUGGGGAUGAAUAUGGGAAUGGGUAUAGGUCAAGAAGCCCAAAUGCAACCAAGUGGUUUCCCUCCUGCAUCUAACAUGAACAUGCCUGGUGGAUAUAAUCCAAUGAUGGGUAGGGGUAAUUAUGGUCCCCAACAACCAUAUGGUGGUGGCUACCGAUGAGAUCAAGAUCAAGCCACCUUGCUCCUGGGAAUGAGAUUGGAAAAGGUAAUGAGUGAUGUUCUUGUUGUGACGUAAAGAUUGGAUGGACGGUAGACCUGGUGGUAACGCUCUCAAGCUCCUCCCUAUAUGAUACGCACAAUGCCCGGUCCUGCGGUUUUGGUGUUAAAAGCUUUAUUAUUCUUUUUAUCAUUUGUAAUUUUCUUGGGAAGCUGCUUGUAGAAAUGUAUUAUCAUUGCGAUGAAGUUUUUUUACGCAGUUGCUGUGACAUUCUUUUGGGUCAGAAGUUCUACAGAGUUGAGUGAGUGAUCUUAGUUGUGAAGUUGUUAUACCAUAGGGAGGACAACCUCUCUCAGGCGCCUCUUUCAUAUCCUCCAUACAUGAUUCUUUUUUUAUUUUUUCAAAAUUUUGUUACUUGGGUCAGAGAUUUUGUAUUAUGGCAUGCUUAAUUGCUGAGCAAUGACAUUGAUGAUUCAUUUUUACCCCGCAAUAUACUUGGCCACUGUUUUAUUUGUGA
This is a messenger RNA of Camellia sinensis, 4038 nucleotides long. RefSeq names its product clathrin interactor EPSIN 2. The record is from RefSeq and is a predicted model, not a curated record. NCBI's taxonomy places the organism in Eukaryota, Viridiplantae, Streptophyta, Magnoliopsida, Ericales, Theaceae. Gene Ontology annotation, biological process: endocytosis. Gene Ontology annotation, molecular function: clathrin binding; phospholipid binding. Gene Ontology annotation, cellular component: endosome; plasma membrane; clathrin vesicle coat.